AUGUUGUUUGUUGACUGCUUGGAAAAAUGCCACUUUGUUUUGCAAACAUGGCCUGUACCAUAUCUCAUAUUCUACAACAAGCAGAUUCAGCUUUACUCUCUCUGCGGUCGUAAGGAAUCCCACCAAGUAAAUGUGGGUAGAACUGACACCUUGGCUUGGGGAGCAUCAGCUUGCAUCUUUGCAUUAAAUUUAAUAGAAUUCGGGAGUGAGACUUGUUACUGCAUUCAUUUUGCAUCAGUUCAGCAGAUCUGCGCCCCGAGAACACCAAGAGCAAACUACUGCAUCAUGAACUCUCGCGUGUUCUUGUGUCUCCUCCUGUGCGGUCUCUGGGCCUCAUCUGAGUCUGUCGUCCUCUUGGGAACCACCGCCACCGUCGGCACUGUCGCCGCCACCACAGUUACCGCCUCUGCGGCGACCGCUUUGGGCGUGGGCGCGCUGGCGGUGCUGAAGGGAGCUCUUAUCGGGAAGCAUCUUGCGCGCAGAAACAAGAGGGAUGUCGACUCUGAGGCUCAUGAGGCAGUGGAGGUUGCUGUAGCCCAGCAGAUGGAUUCAGCUGGCUGCGUGGCCAAGCUCUUGUGCGAAAUUGAGGCCAUGUCCGCUGACCAGCUGACUCCUGCCAUGACCUCCUUCAAGACUGCUUUCGAGAACAACGAGAAGCUCAAGAGCGCCCGAGGCGUGUACGAUCUGGCCAUCAGCUUCGGCUCCAAGUUCGCCAAGAAGGACUCGAAGGCCUGCAGCGCCCUCUUCGAGAAGUGCGUCCUGUCCAGGGAGGACCUCUCCUUCAUGCUGGAUUCCGUCUUCACUUGCUAGUCAUAAAUAUUAUUUGCAAAAGCUGCGAUAUGCACACGCGUUGUCUUUUGACAACGCGUGUGAUCUUUUGCAUGGUUUCCUGUUUUACCUUAAAAUAAA
This is a messenger RNA of Penaeus vannamei (Pacific white shrimp), 909 nucleotides long. RefSeq lists its product as uncharacterized. Lineage: Eukaryota; Metazoa; Arthropoda; Malacostraca; Decapoda; Penaeidae. The record is from RefSeq and is a predicted model, not a curated record.